UCGGCGUGACGAGCGGCGGGUGAAACCGGUGCCGAACCGGAGCCGCCUGCCCCAGCGCGAUGGAGACGCCGGCUGCGGCCCGCAGCCCCGCCGAGGGCGCCUCGACGGCGGCCGUGGCCGAGGUGCGCUGCCCGGGCCCCGCGCCGCUGCGCCUGCUCGAGUGGAGGGUGGCCGCGGGCGCAGCCGUGCGCAUCGGCUCGGUGCUGGCCGUGUGCGAGGCCGCCGCCUCCGCGCCGCCCGCCGGGCUCGCCCCGGUCCGCGCCGCCUCCGGGGGCUGCGUGCGCGCCGCCCGGGCCGAGCGGAGGCUGCGGUCGGAGCGUGCCGGCGUGGUACGGGAGCUGUGCGUGCAUCCGGGCCAGCUGGUGGCACCCGGAACAGUUCUGGUGAGACUAGAAGGAUGCAGCCACCCCGUUGUCAUGAAAGGCUUGUGUGCUGAGUGCGGCCAGGACCUGACCCAGCUGCAGAGUAAGAAUGGACAGCAGCAAGUGCCGCUGUCCACCGCGACUGUGUCCAUGGUGCACAGCGUGCCAGAGCUGAUGGUGAGCUCCGAGCAAGCUGAGCAGCUAGGACGAGAAGACCAGCAGCGACUGCAUCGGGACAGAAAGCUGGUGCUUAUGGUCGACCUGGACCAGACGUUGAUUCACACGACAGAGCAGCACUGCCCGCAGAUGUCCAACAAGGGCAUCUUCCACUUCCAGCUGGGCCGGGGCGAGCCCAUGCUGCACACCCGCUUGCGUCCUCACUGUAAGGACUUCUUGGAGAAGAUCGCCAAAUUGUACGAGCUGCACGUCUUCACUUUUGGCAGCCGGCUGUACGCGCACACCAUUGCAGGCUUCUUAGACCCUGAGAAGAAGCUUUUUUCUCAUCGAAUACUAUCAAGGGACGAGUGUAUUGACCCGUUUUCUAAAACAGGAAACCUUAGAAAUCUCUUUCCUUGUGGAGACUCAAUGGUUUGCAUAAUUGAUGACCGAGAAGAUGUCUGGAAGUUUGCCCCUAACCUGAUAACCGUGAAGAAGUAUGUGUACUUCCAGGGCACAGGUGAUGUGAAUGCUCCCCCUGGGUCCCGGGAAUCUCAGAUGAGAAGGAGAGUAAACCAUUCUCCCAAAGGUGCUGAAGUCUCACAACAAGCCCUGCCUGUUAAAGACCCUGAGGAAGGGAGACAUGUUCCUGGCCUGGAGCAGAGUAACGGCCUUGGGAAACCUGUGCGGGAACUGAACGGAGGCGAGGCUGUGCCGGUGGCUCCUCCCCAGUGGGACUUGCUCCGCCCUGGUGAGGCCACCGAGACAGAUGUCUGGUCCCCCACACAGGGCCCCCCUGCCAACUGCCCUGGCAGCCAUGAGCCAGCAGAAGCCCCUGAUACCCCAGAGUCUUGUGGACAGGGUGGCCGGAUGCCUCGGGGCACCCUGCACACAGACUUGGAUUUCGACUUGUCCAGUGACAGCGAGAGCAACAGCGAGUCAGAGGGUCGCAAGCCCUCCUUCCCCACGGCCUCGGACAGGGAACAUGAGGGGAAGAGGGGCCAGAAAAAGCCCAAGGCCACCCAGGACGGAGGGAGAACACUGCUGCAGGGAGGCCCUGCUGACAUGGGUAGUGGGAAACCCACAGGGGCCAGUCAGGACACGGGGCCUGACCCGGACAUGCCAGAGGAGGGCGGGCGGGACAGCCCCUGCAGCUUGGGCCACGGCUGCACCGACAGGAAGGAGGCCGAGACGGAGUCGCAGAACAGCGAGCAGUCGGGCAUCACCGCAGGCGAGUCCCUGGACCAGAGCGUGGAGGAGGAAGAGGUGGAGGAGGACACGGAUGACGAUGACCACCUGAUCCACCUUGAGGAGAUCCUCGUGCGCGUGCAUACCGACUACUACGCGAAAUACGACAGAUACCUCAGCAAGGAGGUCGAGGAGGCUCCAGACAUACGGAAAAUCGUGCCGGAACUCAAGAGCAAAGUGUUGGCGGACGUUGCCAUCAUAUUCAGUGGGCUGCACCCAACAAACUUCCCCAUAGAGAAGACCCGGGAGCAUUAUCAUGCCUCGGCCCUUGGGGCAAAGAUCCUCACGCAGCUGGUGCUGGACCCAGAUGCCUCCGACAAGGCCACCCACCUGAUCGCCGCACGGGCAGGCACGGAGAAGGUGCGCCAGGCACUGGAGUGCGGGCACCUGCACGUGGUGAACCCCGACUGGCUGUGGAGCUGCCUGGAGCGCUGGGACAGGGUGGAGGAGCAGCUUUUCCCACUCAAGGACGACUGCGCCAAAAUGCAGAGGGAAAACAGCCCGGCAGCCUUUCCCGAGAGGCAGGGUGUGCCUCCCCCUGCCCUGUUCCACCCGACGCCCAUGCACCCCAAGGCCCAGCCUGGCCCUGAGGUUCGGAUCUACGACUCCAACACGGGGAAACUCAUCAGGACGGGUGCCCAGGGCCCUGGCCCAGCACCCCCUGGCUCCCUGCCUGUCCACGGGGAGCCCUCCUCCUUCAGAGCUGUUCAGCCACAUCAGCAGCAGAUGUUUGAAGAGUUGCCCGACUCCCACGAUGGAGAGCAGCCUGGCCCUUCUAGAAGAAAGCGACAGCCCAGUAUGUCAGAGACAAUGCCGCUGUACACUCUUUGUAAGGAGGACUUAGAGAGUAUGGACAAAGAGGUUGACGACAUUCUAGGAGAAGGCAGCGAUGACAGCGACAGUGAGAAGAAGAAGCUGGAGGAGCCAGAGGAGGAGCCGGAGGGGACCCCUCUGCCCAGGAAGCCGCAGGUCCCGGGGGCCCAGAGGGAGCAGACCAUGGAGUCAUCGUCACACAGUGAGAGGAGCGCAGGGGCUGGCCGUGGGUCCAGGGGCCACAAGAGAAAGCUGCAUGAGGAGGAUGCGGCCAGUGAGUCCAGCAAGGAAUCCAGCAACGAGGACGGGGAGGGCAGCAGCUCCGAGGCAGACGAGAUGGCAGCCGCGCUGGAGGCCGAGCUCAGCGGCUUCAUGUGACCCAGCUGCGCCAUGGGUCCUGGAAAGACCUGAGUACUUUGCAGAGCUCCACAUACAGAAACACAUUAUUUUGCAGAAAUAGGUGUUUUUAAGAAGUUUUACUACAAGAAAGUCUACUUUUUUAAUUGACAGAGUGUUAAAGGGGUCUUUGGGCUGGUUGUGGUUUGUUGUCAUGGGGGGAGGGGGGACAGGGUUUUUCCCUUUAAGUACCUAGCAUAUUGUUCAGGGUGAGGACUGUGGGGAUCCGACAGGACGUAGAGAUCAGGCAGUAAGAGCCUGGAGGUCUUGUCAUGCUGUGUCACAGCUGAGGCCAUCAGAGCCUUAAAGGAUUUUUAAACGGAGCAGAACAGUGCAUGUGCUGAGAGCACAGCGACCAGCAGAGACCUCUGGCCCCCGCUGGGCCCAUCAUGACCUGCAGGUUCCGCUCCUCCCACCAUGGGCGGCUCGAUGUGAGGGGCGUCGCUUUUCUUGGUGGCCUUUACUUCUUUGAGAGAUCUGAUGUAAAUUUUUUGUAUAUCUGUUUCAUAUUUGACCCACCAAACAGAUUUUUCUUUCAUUUAAUAAAAGUCCUUUUGUAA
Cynocephalus volans (Philippine flying lemur) is the source of this 3535-nucleotide messenger RNA. RefSeq names its product CTD phosphatase subunit 1 (gene CTDP1). The transcript is spliced from 13 exons. Gene Ontology annotation, molecular function: RNA polymerase II CTD heptapeptide repeat phosphatase activity. Lineage: Eukaryota; Metazoa; Chordata; Mammalia; Dermoptera; Cynocephalidae. Gene Ontology annotation, cellular component: nucleus. Bases 60 to 2957 code for a protein of 965 amino acids. The record is from RefSeq and is a predicted model, not a curated record.